Molecule: messenger RNA, 9915 nt
Organism: Cotesia glomerata
Lineage: Eukaryota; Metazoa; Arthropoda; Insecta; Hymenoptera; Braconidae
Gene: Megf8
Product: multiple epidermal growth factor-like domains protein 8
Exons: 5
Coding region: 292-9792 (3166 amino acids)
Molecular function (GO): calcium ion binding; protein binding
Source: RefSeq, a predicted model, not a curated record
UUUUUAUAAUCUCCUGCAGUCACCUGAUGAUGAUUAUAGCUGUAAUAACCUGUCAAUUUUUUCGACAUUAUUAUAAUUGUUAUCGAAAUUACAACAAAACAAAACAACUAUAAAGUUAUCCGAAUUUUGAUCAGUACUUGAAGAUUGUUAACUACAAUAAAAAAGUUUUCCAACAUAAUGUAUGAAAAAUAAUUGUCAACAGACAGGAAUUAUUAACAAAACAAUAAUAAUAAUAAUAAUGGUUAUUGAAAAAACAUUAAGUGUGUAACAAAAGUGUUCUGAUGUGGUCUGAUGAUGGGGUGGACCAAAGUAAUGUCAAUAUGGGCAGUCACUUGGGCCUUUUGCUUGAUAGUCCGCGGGCUGGUUAAUCCUUCCUCGCUGCCUCUGUCCUCGGGCUCCUCGCCGUCAAUGUCUCAGCAGAAUGUCAAGCAAGUUCCCUGCGACAAAACUCGUAAGAUAUUUACAAACUCAUGGGGAGUAAUCAGCGACGGGCCAAUGGGUUCUAAUUACACCCAGGAUUCUCACUGCGAGUGGCUUAUUAAAGCAAACAACAGCAGACAAUUUAUAACCUUGAGCUUCAGGACAAUGGGAACAGAGUGCAGUUAUGAUUAUGUGUUUGUAUACGACGGAGAUUCAUUUCGUUCGCCUCUUCUAGGGAGUUUUAGUGGCAAAACUGAGCCUCAGCAAGUGACAUCAUCAUCCGGUUAUAUGUUAAUUUUGCUGUACAGCGACACUAACUACGUUUUAGACGGGUUUCAUGCCGAGUUUUCAGUCACUGAUUGUCCAAAUAACUGCACCAGGCACGGCAAGUGCAUCAACAACACCUGUGUCUGUGAAAAUGAUUGGGGAGGAAAGGAUUGCUCAAGGGAAUUAUGUCCAAACAAUUGCAGCGAGGCUGGAACUUGUGGAGUCAAACGGUGCCAAUGUCGGAAAGGUUUUUCUGGACAAUCUUGUUCCUUGCAUGCUACUCAUCCUGAUGGUAACAAAUGGCAUUGGUUAUCCCAUUCAGAGGGUGGAAUGACACCUCGAGCUGCUCACACAGCCAUCUAUCACAGUAAAACAGAUUCUCUCUACGUAUUUGGUGGUUACAAUCUAAACUACGUCCUCAGUGACCUCCAGGUCUAUCGGUUCAACACCAGUCAGUGGGAAAACGAGUUUGGGCAAGUCCUAGAAGGUGCUUCUGCUGCUGAAUAUUUGGAUCCCAUGCUAAUUGCUGGUGAAUUGGAACGCAUUGGACUGAACGGUGCUGAAGAAAAAUACGGAAUAUCCUCGAGUUCGUUAGUCUGGAAAGUCCUCUCCAAUAUAAAAAACAGUUCAAGCAGUUUCAAUUUUCGGGACAGUAUCAGCGCUGCUGACAGCGGUGAUAAUAAUAGGCGAGAAUUCAUCGGCGGGCGUGAUUACCGUUUUACCAGACCUCCUGCUAGAAAGAAACGACAGGUUCCAGUAGAGACUACUAUACCUCUGCCGGAUGAUGAUGAUGAUGAUGAUAUUGUUGUUAUAAAAGUCAAUGAUAAUGAAAACCAGGAAAAACAAGUCCUGGAAACUCAUCCUAGUCCAAGGUACGGUCACGCGGCUUGUAAGUACAAUAAUGGAUUUGUUAUUUAUGGAGGAAAAUUGGCAAACGGGUCACUGUCUAAUCACCUCUGGCACUACAAUGUCGAAGCGAGAGUUUGGACUCUGAGAGCAAGAGAGUCUGCGUUGAUUCCUCCACCGCUUACUCGACAUACUUUAACCCUUGCGGCUGAUGAUAAUGAUCAAGAAAAUGGUUUUAUAUAUCUGUUUGGAGGAAGCACAGUUGACGGAGAAUUCUCCUCAAGUUUGUACAGUAUAAAGUUGAAUUUUACCCACCCGGAAGAAGAACAGUGGCGCCAGGUGGUUGUUCGCGGUGGAAAAGAAUUGGACGUAAGAGUUGUCGCGCACUCGACUGUCUAUCACAAAGCGACAAAUUCACUGCUGGUGUAUGGUGGUGUAGUAGCAAGCGUUGCGCGGUUCAGCAAACUCUCAGACAGGAUGUUUGUCUUUCAGCUGAACCGCAAAGUCUGGUCAGAGAUUCAUUACCCGCGUGCGCACCUCCGAGACACCUAUGUUCCGCGAGAGCGCGCUUUUCACACUUGCAAUAUUGUCGGUAAUUACUUGGUGGUAUUUGGUGGGUACUCCCAUCGACACAACAAGGAAGAAAUCUGCUAUGACAAUCAGAUGUACUUGUAUCACUUGGGCUGUCAUGUCUGGGUUAGUCACGAGGUCUUUGGAGUCACCGAUCACAAAGACGGUGCUGGAUAUCCCAAACAACAGGGAGUUUUUGCCCAUGCAGCUGAUGUAAGGAAUGGCAAUACUUUGUUACUGGUUGGUGGGUAUCACGGGAACGUCAAUGCUGAUCUUUUGGCGUACACUUUGCCGCCGAUGCUGGCACCCGGUGACGGUGAUUACACUGGAGCUGAACCAGAGCAGCUUUGUUUCAAGCACAAGACCUUUACAGAGUGCUCUGCCAAUCCAGAGUGUGGAUGGUGUUCUGCUGACGAGAUCUGCUAUGGAAGAACAAUUGGAAGUAAUUGUACAACCAACUUGCAAACUUCCCGUUGUCCUGGUGUGUGUCCUGCUUUGGGUGAUUGUCACUCUUGUUUAAUUCACGGACAGCCCAGCAGCGGAACCGGCAACUGGGGAACCAAUUCUCGGGGAAAAAUUUCUAUUUCUAACAAGUUAAACCUCGGAACGUGUACUUGGUGUGUUCAAAAUGCCCGUUGUCAUCACAAAGACGAUAAUUAUGGCGUCUGUGGUCUGCGUGAUGACACUUUGUCCCAGAUUCCAGGCUGGUGGGGACCAAAGGGCACUGAAAUAGUCAGAGUAGAUGAGUGUCGUGAGCUGGAUCGUCGGCCUGGAUUGACGUUUCUCAAAUACAAACCUCCUGUAAACUUCACCCAACCGGAUUCAGUUACCAUUGUCAACGCUACGACUAUUGACUUCAACGUUCCAUCUAUGCAAGGCGCUAAAACAGAGUCUGGCCUCGGUGGAGAGAUGAUUGCCCGGCUCACCGGGUUCCUCAGACUUCCACAGUAUUUUUGGGAUGACAGCGCUGAAAACUUGAAGAUUUGUGUCAGCUACAACAGCGCCACCCUAAGAGUCACUCACAAUCUUGAUGAUAGUGAUCGUAAUAGUAGUGAUGAAAAAUUGGAAUUUGUGGCUAAUUUAACUGCUGAAACAUCCCAGUGUAUUCCAACAAAAUGGCCUGAUGGAACAAAAAUGUCGCUACAGCCAAAUGGCCGGUAUUUGUUGGACUUUGAAUCUAAACGGAUGGUCACUGUAAAUUACGCCUAUCCGAGUAAAAUGGAAAUAACUCACAGUAGAAAAUCAGAGAACCCCAAGGUCUUUACUUUCGAGUAUCUUGAACCGUAUCAGAAUGGAACUUGUAGCCAGUACAGCAAUUGUCUUCACUGUUUGACCGACUCGUCUUGCGGAUGGUGUGAGUUGAACAACAAGUGCUUGUCUCGCGCUCUCAAUGAAACUGAAAGCUGUGUAACGACUGUCGAGUAUAACCACAAAAAUAUUACCGAGUGGCGUUAUCUAACCAUAACGCCAUCUACAUGUGCAAAUUGCUCAAACUACAUAACCUGUGAGUCUUGUGUGACAACCAGUUUGUGCGAAUGGUGGACCGAAGAAGCCAGAUGUGCUCGAAUUGGUCGACUACCCAACAGUGUUCUCAGUGUUGAUCAGUGUCCCAUUCCGUGUCGACAAAGAACCAACUGUACUCAGUGUUUGGACGAAAAAGGCCGCUGUGUUUGGUGCGAAGCAACACACGAGUGCUUUUCCUUCUCUGUUUAUACUUCAGAGUACCAGUUUGGGUUGUGUCGCGAGUGGAUGGAUCAAGCUGGACUGAUGGGUGUCACUUCUAGGUCCUCGUUGUCCUCCUCGGCCUCCUCCUCCUCCUCCUCCUCCUUCUCCUCCUCAUCAUCAUCAUCGGAUCAAGGAUUCUCUUCGGGAAACUAUCAGUGUAAAAGUUGUAGCCGUCAUACCAACUGUACAAAUUGUUUGCACUCUUUGAGUUGUGGCUGGUGCUACAGUCUUGACAAUCCCAUCACUGGAGUUUGCGUCCAGGGUGAUUUUAAUCGGCCCCAUGUCAAUUGCAGUCUUGCCAUCAAUGACUACUACGCGAUAAACGAAACAACGUUGAUAAAUCGGGAAUCUGGAUGGGCGUAUGCCCAGUGCCCGGAUGUUGAUGAGUGUGAUCUUGGACUACACGACUGUCAUCCCAAUGCUAUUUGUACCAACACUCACGGAAGCUACAGCUGUCAAUGUAAGCGAGGGUUCAACGGUGAUGGUCGGGAAAAUUGUACCAAAACUUGCUACGAAAAGUGUGUUAAUGGUUAUUGCAGUGAAGCGCCAGAUUACAAAUGCGAGUGUAAUCUUGGAUGGACUGGGCCUGAUUGUAGAACCAAUUGUGGGUGUUACAAUCAUUCGACUUGUGUUAGUGCUGUAGGAGUGUGUGAUGAAUGCCAAGAUUGGACUACAGGUAAAUACUGUGAGGAAUGCAAAGCUGGAAGCUACGGUAAUGCCACUACGUCUUUGGGAUGCAGGAAAUGUAAUUGUAACGAGCAUGGAGACCGCGAUAUUGAUUACUGUGAUCGACAGACUGGCAAGUGCUUCUGUAAAGACAACACUGAAGGCGAAAUGUGUGAAAAAUGCAAGAAAGGUUACUACGGAGAUCCAAGAAAUGGCGGAAUGUGCUACUACGGGUGUAUGUCUCGUGGAAUGCUCACUGGGCCCCAAGGUGGAAUGACUGGCAAACAAGGUCUAGGCAGUAGAUACUCCCAGCUAUCACUGUGGGAAAGUCAUCUUGCUGGUAGUCCUACCCGUGAGUGUCUCUGGAUUGUCCGUCCAUCCAACGGUCAGUUAAUGACCAAUUCCAGUGAUAAUAACAAUGAUGAUGAUGAUGAUGAUGAUGAUGAUGAUAUCGCCCCCCAGAGUAUCAUCCAGUUUACAAUUAAUGAAGAUAUAAAUGUAAGCUGUCAGGAAAACAGUGUCUAUGUCUAUGAUGGUCUGCCUGAUUUUGUUUCAUCGACCAGCAGCCAUCAGAGCCAAUUGUUGGGUGUUUAUUGCACUGAAAGUACUAACUAUCCGGUGACUGUUGAAGCCAAGUCGGGGACUCUUACUGUUCAUUACAAACAGCUGGAUGAAGUUGAAGGGUUUAACGCGAGUUACAUCGUUAUGACUUGUGGGAUAAACUGUCCGGUAAAUAGAGAGUGUAGGAACGGGCAGUGUCUUUGCAAAGUUGGUUUUGUUGGUAUUGAUUGUGAUGUUGAAUUGUGUCCAAACAAUUGCACGUCUGCGAAAAAACAGGGUGUCUGUGAUAAAAGUUACGGCCACUGUGUCUGUGCGGUUGGGUUUGGUGGUCGUGAUUGCUCAAUUAAAUUAAAGUCUCAUCAAUUGGUAUUCACGGAACUGUUCAAUUCCGAGUAUCUUGCUGAUAAUUUGGAUCAUUUACGGAAGACACUGCCAAGAUUUGGACACAGUCUCGUUGCAGAUCGACGAGGAAGUCUCUGGAUGUUUGGCGGGUACUCACUGAGCCACGGUCCGUUGAAUGACAUUCGUCUUUUUGACACUAGAAACAACACUUGGAUGCCGGUGACCGUUGAAUCUACUUCCGAAGCUUCUAUGCCUCAAGGCCGGUACUUUCACGCUGCUGAAAUAGUUCACAGUCGUCAACAGAUUUACGUCUACGGAGGAUUGUCACGCAAAGAGGAAGGUGUCAGUGGAUUGUCCAACAAUACACUGAGUGAUUUCUGGAAGUUUAGCUUACAAAAUCAACGAUGGAGUCUUGUUACUAAACACAUUUCUUCUCCACCAGCGGCAUCUACCACAGCAACGACGACUACUACUACUACUACUACUACUACUACUAAUAAUAAUAAUAAUAAUACUACUACUACAACUACUACUACUACAACAACUGUAAAUUCUGAGGCUAAAGCAGUCCCACCACCAUUAGCAGGACACACUUUGACCCUACGUCGCAACGCCGAGUCGGAGAGUUUAAUUUUAAUCGGUGGUUUCAGUCCCAAGUAUGGAUAUCUAAACAGUGUCUGGGAAUUUAAUUUAGAAACAGAGUUGUGGUCGGUGAUGACAACACGAGGAAACGGUCCUCUGGGUGUCUAUGGACACUCGACAGUUUAUCACACCAAAUCCGACAGUUUGUAUGUAUUUGGUGGGUAUACUUACGCUGUCAAUCGAACUUUUAUAUCAAAUAAAUUGUACGCUCUAAAUUAUAAAACAUACACGUGGUCUGUCCUUCCGCCUUUUGAUGACAACAAUGACAACACUGAAGUUGGUAGCUUGCCUCAAGCAAGAUUUCUUCACUCUGCUGUAACUACUGAUGAGUAUAUGGUGAUUUUUGGUGGUCGCCAGAAUCCGUACAACACCAACGAUUCGUUAAUUGCCUACGAGUAUGCCUGUAAUUUAUGGAUUCGGCUGAUUACCAAGGACACUGAAAUAAUCGGAACUCCUCCUCCACCGGCGUAUGCUCACGCGAUGACUCACGCUGAUCCAGAAGUUAACGCAAUUUAUGUCGUAGGUGGAUUUGACGGUGGAAUAAACAGCCAUGUCACUCAGAUAAACAUUCCAGAUGAUCUUUGCAAUUUAUGGACAGAAAAAACUGUCUGUAGAAAGUAUUUUGGGUGCUCAUUUUGCUCAGUGAUCACCAUUGCAGGUAACAACGAGUCGUAUUGUUUUUCAAACCAGCAGAGCUCAGCGACUCACCGUGUUGAUAAGUGUAACACCAACGUUACCAUGUCGCAGCGGUCGAACGGUGUUUACUGCAAUUACGAGUGGAUGGCCAGUCGAAAGUGUCAAAACUUGAAAAGCUGCACAGAAUGCUUGGCACAGUGGCCUUAUUAUCGCGACAAUGAGGAUGACGAUGACGAGGACGUCACACCUAUUUGUAAAUGGUGUACCAAUUGUCCGACUCCUCAUGGAAAGUGCAUACCCGCGGAAAAAGACUGCGAUGAGCAAAAUAAAUGCAAUUCACGGCAAAUUUCAAUAAUGGACGUUAAUCAGUGCGGUGAGAGACAGUGUCCUGCUAGUGAUUGUGAAAAGUGCAGCAAAUUGGAUGAAGACUGCGUUUGGACGCGUCAGGUACUAAAAACUUCCGAGUUUGGCGUAAAGAUGACCAGCGAGCCAAUUUACGACUGGAAUUGUGUCUCUAAAGACAUAUUUGAGCGGUCGAGUAUAAAAAUGGCGAGCAGCAGUACUACGUGUGAAGCGAGAUGUAGCGAUCACAAAGAUUGCUCGAGUUGUUUACGAGGAACUGGAGCUGAAGGUGGCUGGCACGAGUGUCGCUGGUCUACUCAGUUGAACGAAUGUAUUUCUCCAUCGUAUCAGCCUUUAUACUGCGCUGGAGGAGUUUGUGGUCUGGUGUUGCGUAGUUCAGACAUUCUACAGUGUCCAGAACCUUGCUCGGUGUUUAAGCAAUGUAGCACAUGCUUGAAACACUCUCACUGCGGAUGGUGUUCUCUCGACUCUGCUAAUAUUACUGGACAGGGAAUUUGCACCGAGGGAUCUCUUGAAGCACCCACAGAUCAUCCAGCUGGUGGUACCUGUGAGAUGCUAUUCAACCAACUUAAUCCACCUACUGAAUCUAUUACAACGACGGUGAUGCCUCAUGAUUUCACAGAUGCGAUCGUCAUUGACCAGGAUUUCAAUCUGACAAAUGAAACAUUUUCAAUAGUUGACACUAAAAUGUCAUUUUCCUGGCACUAUGUACGCUGUCCUCCGGAAAAUGAAUGCAUCAAUGGUCAUCAUACUUGCUCAGCGAAGAGCGAAAAAUGUUUUGACCUGGAUGAAGGUUUUGAGUGCAUGUGUGGAGACGGUUACAAGAAUGAAACAACCUGGUCAACGGCUCUGUCAUUUUCAUCAUCAUCGUCGAUGUUAACAUCACCGUCAAUGAAUGAAUAUGGACGAAAAAUGUGUGUGCCAAUGUGUACUCAAGGUUGCGUUCGCGGAACCUGUAUAGAGCCAAAUGUAUGUCGCUGUGAUUUUGGAUACGUCGGUGCCAACUGUUCUAUUCAGUGUCAAUGCAACGGACACAGCAACUGUGCUGGUCCAGACAAACUUGAUGUGUGUCCAAAGUGUCACAACAACACUAUGGGUGAUCAGUGUGACAAAUGCGAGCCACUCUAUGUUGGCAACCCUGCAGACAACGGACAGUGCGUUCCGUGUUUGGAAUACUGCAAUGGUCAUACUCGGAUUUGCAUCAACGAAAGCAUGACAGUCUCUGAUCCAAAUUCAGUGGAUCGCAUGUCCAUUGAAUUGCUUCAGAAACAAUUGAUAGAAGGGCCAGUUGCCAAAGCAAAGUGUGUUAAUUGCGGGAACAAUACUCGCGGUGAUAAAUGCGGUGAGUGUGUGUCUGGUUAUUUCCGUGGUACUGAAGAUUUGCGUGAUGUUUGUCGACCGUGUGAGUGUCACGGUCACGGUAAUACAUGCGAUCCAGUUACGGGUGAAAAAUGUAAUUGUGGUAAUAACACAGAGAGCGAACCACUGUGUACCAGCGGACCAUCUAAAUCUGGUAAUCCAGGAGGUGGAAAACCUUGCUGGAUGGUACAGUGCAGCAAGUGUCGAGAAAAUUAUGCUGGAAAUCCAACUAUGGGCCAUCAAUGCUACAAAACCGUUACUGUUGACAAUAAAAUGUGUUUCGAUUCAAAGUUAAUUGACGAGUGCAAGCUCAAACCAAAACCACUAAAUCCAGGUCAAACUGUCUUUUAUAUGGUUCAGCCCAGGUUUAUGAAUGUUGAUAUACGAAUAAUGGUGGAUGUCACCCAAGGAGCGCUAGAUUUAUUCCUCAGUCCUCGUGAUGACUCCUUUGUAGUGACAAUAAACUCGACAACAGGUUAUCAAGAUGUUGAAUUAGACGGUAGGUUCAAGUGGCGCAAAGAUCACUACGACAAUUGGUUUGAAGAUGAUCACUCUAUGCUGGAUCGAAUUCGUAUCGUUGAAUUUCAUCCCCAUUCGCCUUACUCGCCUUACUCCCCUUACUCGUCGAUGAUCAACUCGUCUGGACAAGUAGAACAGACCAACUGGAACAACGGACCGCAAUUUCUAGUAAUGGAACGCUACGCUUCAGACAAUCUCGCUACCUUUGUUACUAUUGAACAACGAAAUACCUUUCUGGUAAUUCGGAAUCUUACUAAUCGACUGGUACUGACACUACCGGAAGAUAAACACGAACUUGGUCUAACAAAGUUCCAUAUUGCUCUGAGAGCGAUAGACCCACCGUAUGUUGUUGAUUUAACAGGAGGACGCGCUGCAUAUGGAAUGAUAUUUUUCCGUCAAGAUCAACUGCACAUUGAUCUCUUUGUAUUUUUCUCAGUAUUUUUUUCUUGUUUCUUCUUGUUUUUAGCAGCGUGUGUAGUCGCCUGGAAGACAAAGCAAGCUGCCGAUGUCAGACGAGCAAGAAGACGGCAUGUUGUUGAAAUGCUUCACAUGGCCAAACGACCAUUUGCUUCAGCGAUUAUUCUUUAUGACCGGGAUGGUAAUCUAGGAGAAAGUCCAACUUCACCUCAACAACGGAAACCCGCCAGGUUGGCGAGGAACAAAAUAGUUAAUUUCCACAGUGACGUAAGGCCCGUGGCCGUCGAACCAACAGAUGAUGGUGUCGCUGCUGUAGCGACUGUUUUUAUCAGACUUCCCGGUGGUCCCCAUGCUCCCGUCAAAUUAGCCCUUGGAAGCUCCUUGAUUCUACUGACGCGCGUCUAUCCAGUAAACAGUCGCGUCUUUUUACGCCGUCGCAACAGUCACGCUGUAAGUUAAUAAAUUAUAAUUAUGAAAGGUAAACUUUGAUACCAUGACCGAUUUUACACCAGUGAUUAAUUAUGUAUUAUAAUAAUAAUGAAUACCGGUAUAAAUUUUUUCUAUGUAAAUAUUAUUAAAGAU